GAGAGAGAGAGAGAGAGAGAGAGAGAGAGAGAGAGAGAGAGAGACAGAGAGGCAGUGAGACGCAUGGGAUGCUGAUGACUGAUCCUCACUGAGAUGAUGCUAUCGAUCAGGCUUGCGGAUGCUCUCCACUUCACUUUGAAAAACAUGCUGAUGUGCGCAAUUCGACUUUUUUUCUGUUCCUCAUCGGCUAAUUGAAUAAGGUAAUGUGAGCAGCAGAGCCGCACACUGCAUGGGAAAGCCGAGUCAUCGAUGCAGAACCCCUCAGCGCUGUUCGGGAUGGUCAGCCACUGUCAGACCCCCACUUUUACAGACUUCACCGGCUUGUCGCUCUCCGUGUACGGCAGCAAGGCGGACAUCUGUACGCGGCGGGCCGGGAGCGCUGGUUUUGGAUCGCAGAUUUGCCGGACUUCCCAUGACACCCUGAGUCAAAUGAACUGCGCCAGCCCAAAGAGUCUCGGCGCAUCCGAAGAAAAGGCGCAUCUGGCAGCCAAAGCUCCGCGCUCGUGCCUCUCUCUUCCACCCGUGCAAGUGAACGGUGCCUACUGCUCAGAGAAGGAUUUAGACAUUGAGCUAGGGGACGCUGAGGGCACCCUGAUGCGAUGUGGGCAGAGCCUGCCACUGCUGGUGGGGGGUCAUUUAGGGGGGCUUUAUUCCCAGAGCCUCCACUGCGACAGACCUACACCCGACCUCAUUCUGCAGGACGGCCCUCACCAAGACACCAGGUCCUCCUCUGCCUUCCAGAGGACCCUGCCGGGGGCCUCACCCAGCCUGGGCAGCGGCAGUGCCAAUGCGGCUCGCUCCUCUCUCCCUUACCCAAUCAAACAGGAGAGCUCAAUGGGCUACAAGAUCUCCAACACAGCGUCCGGGGGCCACAGCACGUCUCAGGCCGGGUUUCAAAACUGUAGGGCAGGCCAAGUCUUGGGGAUGACGAGGGACGAGAUAGUUGGAGCGCCUCACGUUAGCAACAGCGGUAGUGGCGUAUGCACAUUGAGCGGUGUAGGUAGUGCUGUGUCGGAGGACACAGUGCAACCGUUUAAUAAUGAAGAUGGCUCCUCCCCGCUGGCUUUGUCCCCAACUGGCUCCCGUCAUUCAGCGCGGCUGCUCAGUGCUAGCAGUCUGAGGAGACGCUGCCUGUCCCUGGCCUCACAGUCCACUGCCACUGGCAGCGUCGCUGCCACAGGUUCCCCAUCGGCUACCGGCGCUGCUUCCGAGGAGAUCAAUAUCACCGCCAUCAUCUGCUCCUCCUCCCAGAUGUCGAUGGUUGCCUGCGUCAACGGUUUCCGCACUAACCUCUCGCCCAGCCACGCCAGCAGUGCCGGCUUCUCAUCCUCUUCCUCCUCCUCUUCUACAUCCCCACCCUCUAACUCCUGCUCACGGGAAGCCCCCCAGAGGCCCCCACCUCGCGGCAGCCCCCAGCAGGCCACGCUACAGGAGAGCUGUCAGCUAUCCUCACCUGCCACCUGCCUGCUGUCCCUUUCCUCCUCCUCCUCCUCCUCCUCAUCCUCCUCUUCAGUGUCAUCAGUGGAGCCGGAGCAGGGCCAAGGGCAGAGCCAGGGGCUGUGUGAGGAGCGGGGCUCCAUGCUGCAGGGGCGUGGGGCUGGAGGAACAGCCGGGGGAGGUGUGGGAGGAGGAGGAGGAGGAGGCUCGGACGGGUUGGGGCUACUGAUGAGCGGGGCCCUGAUGUCUGGGAUGCUGCAUUCAGGGCCUGAAGCCGGGGCGAUCCUGGAUGGGGGCCAAAGAUCAGGGGCUGCCCUCAAACAGGAGCCCCUGGAUGAUUUUUCUCCCAGCGAAGACGAACUCUUUCAGCACCACUAUCAUCAUCACCAGCACUUGAGUGGUCGUAGCGGGCACCUUUGUCAGCCCCACCACCCCUCUCGCCCUGCUAUGCCUCCGCCCUACCACCUACACCAAUACGUGGGGCCCAGUCCUGGGGGCCUGCUGCACCACCAAAACCAGCAAACAGCACCAUCCUCUUCCCUGGGACUCAAACCGACCUCUGGAGGCCCUCCUGGGUCUCACUCAGCCCCAGAGCGGGAAGAAGUCGGAGGAGCGCUGGUCGAUAAGCAGGUGUGUCGCUGGAUUGACUGCAGUGCUGCGUACGAGCAGCAGGAGGAGCUUGUGAGGCACAUUGAGAAGGUCCACAUCGACCAGCGCAAAGGUGAGGACUUCACCUGUUUCUGGGCCGGCUGCAUUCGCCGCUACAAGCCUUUCAACGCCCGCUACAAGCUGCUCAUUCACAUGAGAGUCCACUCCGGAGAGAAACCUAACAAGUGUAUGUUUGAGAGUUGUAACAAAGCGUUUUCACGUCUGGAGAACCUGAAGAUCCACCUGAGGAGCCACACAGGAGAGAAGCCGUACCUGUGCCAGCACCCAGGCUGCCAGAAAGCUUUCAGCAAUUCCAGCGAUCGCGCCAAGCAUCAGCGCACUCACCUGGACACGAAGCCGUACGCGUGUCAGAUCCCCGGCUGUACCAAGCGCUACACAGAUCCCAGCUCCCUACGCAAACAUGUAAAGAUCCACUCGGCCAAAGAGCAACAGGUGCGUAGAAAGCUUCGGCCCUGUCCUCACCUGGAGCAGGACGUCCUGAGUGACUGUCUGUCCAUUCAGCACCUCCAGAGCUCCACCUCCUCGCAGCAUCUCUACAACGGCAAAGAUGGCCGUUCUCCUGGACUGGGCCAAGACAUCUUCGCAGGCCUGUACCCUGGCUCCAGCACCCCCCAUCACAGUGCCCCAGUGGAGCUCCUCUCCCCUACCCCCAACCCCACCUCCGUCUCCACCACGGACCUGCCCUCCCGACAACACAGACUGGACCGGGACCUUGGCAGCCCUCAUCACCUGUCCCCACUGGCUGCCAUGGACGGCACAAGAGACGGGGUGUCGGGUCCCCUCCUGUCUCCAGGCAUGAAGGGAACAGGGACACCGCCACCUCCUCCUCCUCUGGAGAAACAGCAUGUCCACCCUCACCACAAGCCCUACUCUCACUAUCACCACCAUCAGUCUGCCAACGACGAAUACCAAGGCAGCUUUCAGAGCUGCUUCCACUUCGGAGACUCUUACAGGAUGGAGCAGACGGUCGGCGGUGUCCACGUCCCAGGAGAUUCUCAUGCCUACGCUUCCCACCAGCACAACGGCUUCCACAUGUCAACUAGCAGCACUGGCACUGCAGGCUUCAACCUGACCCAGGAGCUUCAAGGUGGCGCAGGGUGCCAGUUCUCCCCGAGCCCAGAGGAGAGCAUUUUCUUCCAGGUGGGCAACUUCGACCGCAGCCUGAGCCACAUGUCCUCCGUCUACACGGAGACAUAGAGCAACACUGGAGCAGGGUACGCUUCACCACAUCUACUCUGCAGUCCUUCCACACCCAUCUGUUCACACUUGGAUCCCCUCUUUGCUUUUUUUUUUUUUUUUUUUUCAUCAUACACGAUAUGGGUCUAAUAGGUCAAAUAAUUUACAUCUUAUUCUGACCUACUUUGCUGCCAGAUGGAUGUGAAACCAGCGAGAUGAAACACACGUAUACUACUUAUACAUGACACCAUCUGAAUGGUCAAGAGAUGCAAAUUACACUAAUAGUCAAAAGUAGGUUCCCAACCUUUAAGGCUUCUGAGCCAUUUCAACGAAGAUGUCGUCAGCAGGUUGCAUAUGUCUUCCAGUUGUGACUAGUUUAACCAAAAAGUAAUUCCCUUGUCUUUUGUGUAUCAUUUCCACGAGUAAAAUGAUCCAGUAAUUCAUAAGAAAAUAGACAAAGAUCUGGUUCUUGCUCUUCUGAUUUUUGAUCACUUUAAAUAAAAGGAGUGACACAUAAUUAAAUU
Molecule: messenger RNA, 3806 nt
Organism: Perca fluviatilis (European perch)
Lineage: Eukaryota; Metazoa; Chordata; Actinopteri; Perciformes; Percidae
Gene: glis1b
Product: zinc finger protein GLIS1
Exons: 11
Coding region: 250-3303 (1017 amino acids)
Biological process (GO): regulation of transcription by RNA polymerase II
Cellular component (GO): nucleus
Molecular function (GO): RNA polymerase II cis-regulatory region sequence-specific DNA binding; DNA-binding transcription factor activity, RNA polymerase II-specific
Source: RefSeq, a predicted model, not a curated record